This is a messenger RNA of Beta vulgaris subsp. vulgaris (sugar beet), 1541 nucleotides long. RefSeq names its product cysteine-rich receptor-like protein kinase 43. Bases 248 to 1402 code for a protein of 384 amino acids. The record is from RefSeq and is a predicted model, not a curated record. Gene Ontology annotation, molecular function: ATP binding; protein kinase activity. Lineage: Eukaryota; Viridiplantae; Streptophyta; Magnoliopsida; Caryophyllales; Amaranthaceae. Gene Ontology annotation, biological process: protein phosphorylation. The transcript is spliced from 5 exons.
AGUCAGUCAUGUCUAUAUUCGGAACUUGUGGAAACUGAAACACGCAAUUAGGUUGAGUCAAAUUCAAUUCCCUGAAUAAGUCAACCUAGACAUAACUACAGUCAAUGCAAUAUCACCUAACGCCUUGCUGUCUGCUAAGAGAGAUGAAAUUUCAACAGCAUCAAUUGUUAGCAACAACUAACAAGUAGAGCAGCGCAUGAGUUAAUCACAAUUAUCGAUCAAAAACUCACGUUGUUGUUCAAAAAAGAUGGGAGCAUUAUAUUCCAGCUUGCGCAAUUGCCUCAAAAAAUGGAAAUACCGCGAUAAUUCUGCUGCUUCACCUGCUGAAGCAGAAGAAAUGUCUGAUCUUUUCUUUGAGCUUCGUAUUCUUCAAGUUGCCACUAAUUUCUUCUCCGACAUGAAUUUAUUGGGUCAUGGUGGUUUUGGCCCUGUUUUCAAGGGAUUGAUGCCAAAUGGGCAAGAAGUAGCAGUGAAGAAGCUGUCAGCAUAUUCUAGGCAGGGAGUGAAGGAAUUUACUAAUGAGGUGAAGCUGCUGUUGAAGAUCCAGCAUAAAAACUUGGUCACAUUGUUUGGUUGCUGCAUAGAGGGAUCUGAGAAGAUGCUUGUGUACGAGUAUCUUCCAAAUAAGAGCCUUGAUUAUUUUCUUUUCAAAAAAGACAAAUCAGCAGUCCUUACUUGGCCUACACGAUACCGGAUCAUUACUGGAAUUGCUAGAGGACUUCUCUACCUCCAUGAAGAAGCUCCAGAAAGGAUAAUUCAUAGAGACAUAAAAGCCAGCAAUAUACUGCUUGAUGAUCAUUUAAAUCCUAAGAUAUCAGAUUUUGGUUUGGCCAGGUUAUUUCCUGGUGAAGACACCCAUCUGGAUACACUCAAGAUUUCUGGUACUUAUGGUUAUAUGGCUCCUGAGUACGCAAUGCAUGGAUAUUUGUCAGUGAAGUCAGAUGUCUUCAGUUUUGGGGUACUGAUGUUGGAAAUUGUAAGUGGAAGAAAAAAUUUUGUGGACCACCUUGGGGCAGAAAAGGCCGACCUCUUGACCUAUACAUGGAAGCUCUUCCAGGAAGGAAAGUCACUGGAGUUAGUUGAUGGUGGCCUUGCCAAAUGCAACCCUGACGAGGCAGCAAUGUGCAUACAGCUUGGGCUUCUGUGCUGCCAGGCAACUGUUGCUGAAAGGCCAACCAUGAGCUAUGUUCAUCUAAUUCUGUGCAGUGAAUCAUUCAGUUUGGCUCAACCAGGAAAACCUGGAGUUCAUGGCCGCCGAUGGAUUGCAACAACUAACUCUUCUUCUGCUAUUACAAACACUAAUCCUAGUAGUUCUUACACUGGGAAAACUUUAACCGGGAGCACUGUUGAAGACCUCUCCAGAAAUUCCAUCUCUCUUUCUUCUCUAGAUGAAGGUAGAUGACUUAUUUCUGGAUUGUUUGCAGAAUAUUUUAGGAGAUUGCAGAUGUAUACAUGUAGAGCUUAUUGUACACUUUGCAUUCAAUGUGAUUAGUUGUAUAUAUUUUGGAUACUAAACUAUCAUUAUUAUUAAUAAUUCAACC